CCUCCUCACGACAGCUGCAGGUGAAAGUGAAACUAUUACAUCAGGAGCCAUUUUACAGCAAAGCCUCGUUCAAGAAAAUAAACAUAAACAAGCUAAAAACACAGUUUAAGAUUAACUCUUUACGUUCUGACACUGUGUGUUCAUCAUGAAUCUCUCCAGAGAGACAAAAAGUUUGACUCGUGGAGAAUCUCCUAAACCCAGCUGUGUGUCCAUGAAGAGUGAUAGAUCAAUGGGUAUUCCACCUAACUUCAGUUCAGGAGACUGUGAUGAUACAGAUGUGAGUAACACAACAAAUGGAUCUUUCAAAGGGAAGCACAUGGAUUCUGUUUUCCAGGAGCUUGAGCACAAACUCAUCUCUCUGAUGAAGAAAGAGCUGAAGAUCUUCAAGAGUCUACUGAGUCCAGAUUACCCAUCAUGCUCUGAGAGAGAAGAGGAGGAUGAUGAAGAUCAGAUCAGAGUCAGAGAGAUGUUUCUGAAGAUCACACUGAACGUCCUGAAGAAGAUGAAACAGACAGACCUCGCUGACAAACUACAGACCAAACUUGCCCCUGUAUACAUGAAGAAACACAAAUCCAGACUAAAAGAGCAAUUCCAGAGAAUGAAUGAAGGAAUGUCAGCUCAAGGAAGCUCAACACUUGUGAAUGAGAUCUACACAGAGCUGUACAUCACAGAGGGAGGGAGUGAAGACAUCAAUAAUGAACAUGAGGUGAGACAGAUUGAGACAGCAUCCAGAAGAUCAGAGACACAAGAAACACAAAUCAAAUGUAAUGACAUCUUUAAAGUCUCACCUGAACAAACCAAACCCAUCAGACGUGUGCUGACUAAAGGAGUCGCUGGAAUUGGAAAAACAGUCUCUGUGCAGAAGUUCAUUCUGGACUGGGCUGAAGAAACAACAAAUCAAGAUCUUCACUUGAUAUUUCCACUUCCUUUCAGAGAACUGAAUCUGAUCAAAGAGACAAAUAUCAGUCUGAUGGAUCUUCUUCAUCACUUCUUCACAGAUACAAAAGAACUGAGAUCAACAGACUUUGAGGAUUAUAAAGUUGUGUUUAUCUUUGAUGGUCUGGAUGAGUGUCGUCUUCCUCUAGAUUUCUCAAAGAAUCCCAGUUUGUUUGAUGUCAGAGAAUCAGCGUCAGUGGAUGUGCUGCUGACAAACCUCAUCAAGGGGAAUCUGCUUCCUUCUGCUCUGAUCUGGAUCACCUCUCGACCAGCAGCAGCCAAUCAGAUUCCUCCUGAGUGUGUUGAUCUGAUCACAGAUGUACGAGGAUUCAGUGACCCUCAGAAGGACGAGUAUUUCAGGAAGAGAAUCAAUGAUGAGAGUCUGGCCAACAGAAUCAUCACACACAUGAAAUCAUCCAGAAGUCUGUACAUCAUGUGUCACAUCCCAGUCUUCUGCUGGAUUUCAGCCACUGUUCUCCAGAGAAUGUUGAGUGAAGCAGAGAGUCCAGCACAGAUCCCCAAGACUCUCACUCAGAUGUUCACACACUUCCUGAUGUUUCACAUCAAACUGAAGAGUCAGAAGUAUGAUGGGAAAUGUGAGGUAGAUCUUCAGCAGGCUAGAAAGAGUCUGGAGUCUCUGGGAAAACUGGCUUUUCAACAGCUGGAGAAAGGGAACCUGAUCUUCUAUGAGGAGGAUCUGAGAGAGUGUGACAUUGAUGUCAGAGAAGCGUCAGUGUACUCAGGAGUUUGUACUCAGAUCUUCAGAGAGGAGUUUGGACUGAACCUGGGGAAGGUGUUCAGCUUUGUGCAUCUGAGCGUUCAGGAGUUUCUCGCCGCUUUAUUUGUGUUUCUGUCAUUUCUUCAGCAAACAUCAGGAUUCUUCAGCAGAUUGAGAUCAAAUAUGAGUGAUUUACUGAAGAGUGAAGUGGACAAGGCCUUACAGAGUGAGAACGGACACCUGGAUCUUCACCUCAGAUUUCUUCUGGGUCUUUCACUGGAGUCCAGUCAGACAAUCUUACGAGAUCUGAUGACUCAGACAGGAAGAAGCUCUGACAGUAAACAGGAAACAGUCGAGUACAUUAAGAUGAAGAUCAGAGAGAAUCUCUCUCCAGAGAAAUCCAUCAAUCUGUUUCACUGUCUGAAUGAACUCAAUGAUCAUUCUCUAGUGCAGGAAGUACAAACAUAUGUGAACAGAGGAGAUGAGUCUCGUCUCUCUGGAGUCCGUCUCUCUCCUGCUCAGUGGUCGGCUCUGGUGUUUGUGUUACUGAACUCAGAAGAGAAGCUGGAUGAGUUUAAUCUGAGUAAAUAUGAUCGAUCAGAUGAAUGUCUUCUGAGGCUUCUGCCAGUGAUCAAAGCAUCCAGAACAGCUCAUCUGAGUCGCUGUUAUCUGACAGAGGAAAGUUGUUCAUCACUGGCGUCAGUUCUCAGAUCAAACUCCUCAAGUCUGACAGAACUGAACCUGAGUUACAAUAAUCUGCAGGAUUCAGGAGUGAAGCUGCUCUCUGAUGGACUGAAGAAUACAAACUGUAAACUAGAGAUAUUACAUCUGAGUCGCUGUUAUCUGACAGAGGAAAGUUGUUCAUCACUGGCGUCAGUUCUCAGAUCAAACUCCUCAAGUCUGACAGAACUGAACCUGAGUCACAAUAAUCUGCAGGAUUCAGGAGUGAAGCUGCUCUCUGAUGGACUGAAGAAUACAAACUGUAAACUAGAGAUAUUACAUCUGUUUAAGUGCAGUAUUGGAUCUGAAGGUUGUGUUGCUCUGGCGUCAGUUCUCAGAUCAAACUCCUCAAGUCUGACACAACUGGAUCUGAGUCACAAUAAACUGCAGGAUUCAGGAGUGAAGCUGCUCUCUGAUGGACUGAAGAAUACAAACUGUAAACUGAAGACACUGAAUCUGCGUAACUGCAGUAUUGGAUCUGAAGGUUGUGUUGCUCUGACUUCAGCUCUGAGAUCAAACCCCUCACAUCUGACACAACUGGAUCUGAGAUGUAAUAAUCCAGGAGAUUCAGGAGUGAAGUUGCUCUCUGAUCUACUGAAGGAUCCACACUGUCAACUACACAAACUACUUAUUGAGUCUUGAUGGUAACGAUCAUCUACACACCGUGGUGUGGCUACAAGGCCAAUAAGCAGUCUGAUCACAGCACGCAUCACAGUUCGUAUUGUUCUCGGACGGGCAAAUCUAUGCUGAGAAACAAUGUCUGUUCACUGAACUUUUUACAAAGAAACACAAUAUUAUCAGGCCUAGUGCCAUGAGGGGAAAAGGGAAAAUUCCCCCCUUCAGAUCUGAUUUGUGCAGACCAGAGCAUAUUGCUUUCUGUUGCCAGGCAGGGGCGGAUGAACCAUAUGGGCAAUUGGGCGAGUGCCCCGGGGCACCAAGACUUUAGGGGCACCAAAUAAACCAGCAAUACAAAAUAUAUAUUUUUUAUAAAUGUACAUAAGAACUUGUUUUUAAGACUUAAGUCACACAUCUGAGCUAAAUAGGCGUGGCACCGUGUUCGGGAAUACCCCCCACUUUCAGAUAAAAAUGCUUCUGUCCCCCGCACUUUUUCGACACACCUCCGCCAACAUUCUCGCCCGUGUUAUCUGGUUUGUUACAUAAACUGUGUCUCGUUUCGUAAGGCUGCGUCCUUGUGUCCUCCGGAGGUCUCUUCCUCUAAAGCAGGGGUGUCAAACGUACGGCCCCCGGGCCGAAUACGGCCCCAUAAGACGUCCAAUACGGCCCACGGGAUGAUUUGAAAAAUAAUACAAAUAUGAAAUAAAAGUUUAUUAUUAUUUUUUACUUUUUAUUAAAUAAAGUUUAUGGCUAGUUUUUCGCUGCCAUAUUAUGUUUGGUUUUAUUCCUUUUUUAUUUUAUCAUUGAUCAUUUAAUUGGGCUUCUGCCGGAACCCCUAACAAGCAUGCGCAUUCUAAAGCGGCGCCUAAAUUUCGAAAACAUACGGCUAAAUUGCGCGGCAAGGAU
Molecule: messenger RNA, 3895 nt
Organism: Triplophysa rosa
Lineage: Eukaryota; Metazoa; Chordata; Actinopteri; Cypriniformes; Nemacheilidae
Product: NACHT, LRR and PYD domains-containing protein 3-like
Exons: 11
Coding region: 146-3016 (956 amino acids)
Molecular function (GO): protein binding
Source: RefSeq, a predicted model, not a curated record